This is a messenger RNA of Tigriopus californicus, 2374 nucleotides long. RefSeq names its product phospholipase ABHD3-like (gene Hydr1). NCBI's taxonomy places the organism in Eukaryota, Metazoa, Arthropoda, Copepoda, Harpacticoida, Harpacticidae. Gene Ontology annotation, molecular function: acetylesterase activity; monoacylglycerol lipase activity. Gene Ontology annotation, biological process: medium-chain fatty acid catabolic process; medium-chain fatty acid biosynthetic process. The record is from RefSeq and is a predicted model, not a curated record.
CAGAGUCGAUAACAAAUGAACGAUAAUGGUGGAGCAUACACAAAAAUGACCCGCUAUUCCAAAUUCAAGACCACAAUGUCAUCUUUUGAGGCGGGAUUUCAGUUCCUUCUAGAGAGGCCAUGGACCUCACUCACCAGUUUGGUCAUGGCCGGAUUGGUUGUGUACUACCAUUUGAAGGUGGUAGCUCCGGUGAAGUUUAUUUGUAAGAAAGGCUCCCAGUUGGAGAAGCUUUUCCGCAAGUCCUUGCCAGUGGCCAAUGAGAUGUUCAAACCGACCAUUUGGUGUUUUGAGGCUCGAUUCCAAACUGUUUUUGCCAGCGUUUGCCGCGCAUUCAUCCCUGAUAUCCCCUACAGACGAGAGAUUUUGAAACUCUCCGAUGAUGGAGAGGUUGGAUUGGAUUGGUUGGACAAUGACAAAGAACUACCUCUCCCAAGAGGGCGAAAAAGCGCGGGAAAAACUCGUGGCCGCCAUGGCUAUUUCCGUUUGCUUCGAUUGCUUUAAGGGAACAGAAAGCUUGGAGAAAUAUGGGAUGAACCGUAUGCUCAAUCGACACCUAGCUAGUUGUCUUGUUGAUUCAAUCAAAGAGGUCCGGCACCAUUUUGAUUCGAACGCCUUGUACAACUUGGAAAAGGUCUUUUCUAGUGGAACCAUCCGGGAGUUUGACUCCACCUUCACCGCACCUCUAUUCGGCUAUUCAGAUGUCAAGGAUUACUACACCAAUGCAACUAUUGCCGGAAAGAUUCACAAAAUUAGGAUUCCAUAUUUGGCCUUGAACGCGGAAGACGAUCCCUUUCAACCUGGCGAUAGCUUGCCGUACGAGGAAGUCGCGCGGUCAGAUUAUGCAUCCAUGCUAUCAACGAAAUACGGCGGACACAUCGGAUUUAUGGAGGGAUUCUUUCCGUCCCGAUAUCACUUCUCAGACCGAGUAUUCCAACAGUAUGCAGGAGCUGUGUUUCACCAUUUGGACGAGUUCCGGAGUUUGAAUCAGAAAGAAUAAGCCCGAAGAGUCCGUUGAAGUACCAACCUUUACCUUAAGAGCACAAAUCACAACCUAGCCAGCAUACUAUCCGGACUCUCGGCAGUUCAACAUGCAUAACUGUUUAUUACUCACACAACUUGAGGAUGUUAGAUAUUUUUUGGGAGUUGCAAUCAGUGCCACUGACAACAAUUGGAUCCCUGUAAAUAUGAAACACACCCAACAUUGUCAGAUUUGCCAAAUUCAGAAAUAAAACACAUAUUUAAUAGUUGACAAUGACAGGUUCGACCGCGCUCAAAAUUACAGAUCUACCAGUUUAGAGGCUCUUGAAGUGAGCAGUAAUUUGCUCGCCUUUGUACCUUUCCUUCUUUGACUUCCCGAUUUAUGACCAAGUCAGACAACUCAAGGCUGCAAACAAAACAGGGUUGAAUUCUCAAAACUUAGGACCCACCUUCCAACAUAUUGCCCUACUUAAAGUAUCUUGAUCACACAGCCAUGAAUUCAUUAUCCGAGUCAGUGUUCAUUGCCCGAGAAAUACUGGAAGAAAUCAUCAGUUCAGUGGGUCCUAGUCAACCAUAUGAACACGACGUGCCCGAGCCCUUUGACGAAGACGACGAUGCCUUCCAUCCGUCCAAUGGAGGAUCCUCGCCGGAUUACUAUUAUCCCCAGUCCAUACCCCAAUCUCGAUUCUUGGCUCCGGGAAAAGGAGAUCGCGAUUCGGGCUACGCUUCGAGCCUCUUCAGUACCAGUAGUCGUGGUUGGUCUUCUCGAUCUAGUUCCGAAUCUGCCACUUCCCCUGUCAGCGUCAGCUCCGAAACUUCUCUCUUGACUAGUUUAUGUCGGGAAUGGACUUUGGAAGACCCUAGGAUCCUGGAUAACUUUCGCACCAAUUAUGGCUUGGUGGAUCUCGACCGUUUGUACCCUUGCAAACCUGAAGAACCCUGUCUGUUGGAUAAGAUCCUCAUGGCUGAUCAAGCCCUGAUCCAAAAGCGUGCCGCUCUCUGGCGCAAGUCCAUGGCCUUCAAUCUCAAGUGCGGAAAGUGAGACCUUGAAAUGAAGGAUGAUGAGAGACUGAAAACCACGUUUCUACAGAGAGAAGCGAAUCCGGCUAGUGGAUUUAGUGAUGAAGAUGUUGAUUGUUUGACCCCGCUUGACCAAGAAAUUCUAGUUUAUCUGUGUCUUUGGGCUGUGACUGACUCGACAAUGUCGAAUUUCGAAGUCGCAGGCCUCUUAUGUACAUGAUGCGUCUGCUCUUUAGUUGCAACAGCAAGUAUUUGUGAAAGUACUUGGAGAAGACCUAUCAGAGACUUCUUAUACAUGUAAUAAUAAACCCGAUGCUACUACUUUAGUAUAAUCUGUGACUGGAUAACGAAAGAAAUAAACAAUCGUCAGACCUGA